AAGUGGCGAGUGUCUGCAGUGAAAAGCCGUGGGUGUUCAAGGGAAAUGACCAGAGUGUGAAUCGGAUCGACGUGCCGCUGAACGCGUGUAGAGUAGUAGUUGUGUUUGCCGAUUAUCAGACAUGGUGAAACAAAGGCUAACCGAAGCCAUGGUGACCUGGGGACUCCUUCAACUGAUGCUGGUGCUGGCUCUCUGGACUGCUCCAUCACAGACCAAAAAGGUGAGCCCAAGGUUUAAGGACUACAGUAUUUGCUCAAUGAGGAAGCUGACAGAUCUGACUAAGACUCUGAGAGAGGAUCGAGACUUCUGGUUCCACCUGCUCACCCCCAUGCUUACAGUGAGAGUGUCCGGGAGUCCAGAGAACAGACGGGUGCAAGAGCACAUCACAAGCGUGCUAUCUAACCCUGACCUUCAGACAAGAUGGGUGAUUGAGAAGGACACAUUCACAGACCAAACCCCUGAAGGGCCUAAAGAAUUCACCAACAUUGUUGCUUCCCAGAACCCCCAAUCCCCAAAAGUCUUAGUUCUGGCUUGCCACUUUGACUCCAAAUUCUUCCGAAACAUGGAGUUUAUUGGUGCCACAGAUUCUGCUGUCCCUUGUGCCAUGCUGCUUGACAUUGCUGUGAGACUAGAUGGGCUUUUGCAGAAGAAAAAGAAUGCAGACGUCAGCCUUCAGUUGGUGUUUUUUGAUGGUGAGGAAGCAUUUAGAGACUGGACUGCCACCGACUCUCUGUAUGGCUCGAGACAUUUAGCCCAGCAGUGGAAGACUAGAGAUGCCAAUGGCAGUAGCCGACUAGAUAGUAUUGAAGCUCUCAUUUUGCUAGACCUUAUUGGAGCUGAUAAAAUGAAGUUUUGGGACUUCUUUCCUGAUAGCACAUCCAAAUUAUUUCAAAAGUUUAAAAAGAUAGAGAAGCUAAUGAGAGAUGAGAGCCUUGUGGAUGCCAGCAUUCCCAUCAUGUUCUCUAACCAGAGACCCUUAAGCUCCAUACAAGACGACCAUGUCCCAUUCAUGGCUGAGGGUGUUCCAAUUUUACAUCUUAUCUCGUACCCUUUCCCUGAUGAGUGGCACCAAAAAACGGACAAUGCUUCACACCUCAACGACAAAAAGAUUUUCUACUUCCUGCACAUUUUCCGAGUGUUUGUCUCCAGCUACCUCAAACUGCCUAUCAUGUGUAGAUGAAAACUCAUAUGGUUGAAUCAAUGGACAGCUGGAUAAAUCUCGGAGACCCUUGAAUAUCUAAUUUUAAAUCUGUCAAAGGCUAGAUGUUAAUUUUGAUUUUUAAAUAUUAUUCAUGUAAUUCUAUCAUUUGAUGAUAAGAAUUUGGGAACAUUUUACUAUUGUAUUCACAUUCCAUGAAAACAAAUAUUCCAAAAAAAAAGCACCAAACUUGGAUAUUACUCGCUUGUCGUCACUCCAUGUGAACUAUCUUGUUUGUGAGUUGAUUUAUUGCUCUGCGAGAGGAUGCAUUUUUUUUUUUAUACCAAAGUAAAGUGUUAGACAACUACCAAAAAUUUUAAGGAAAUCGCUAAUUGAAUUAGCUAUUAAUGGAGGCUGAACAUUCCAUUAAUAUGUAAUAAAAUUCAGUAUCAAUGCCUUAACUCCAGGAUGUUACAAAGGUAUGUGUCUUGUGUUAGUUACAUUUAACUGCAUAAACUGAAUUUAGCCCAAAUGUCUAAUACAUUUGAAUUGAAAAUUAAUACAUGUAAAAAUUGCUCUGAUAGAACGGUUUGAGUAGCUCUUGAGCUUUGCUUCUUGUGUAAAGAGCAAUCAGUAUAGAUACGUUGACCAGGCAAUAACCUUGGCACAUGCAUGCUGUACCUCUAUACGGUGCCUGUACAUUUAACAUAACAAAUGUAUGGAUCACAACUUCUAGUUAUUUAGUUUCUAAAUACGUUUCUGUAUAGGUACUAAUACCAGUAUCAAACAUAAUGCUUGACAACGUUGUUUUACCAGGCAAUAUGAUGCUUGACAAGAGUGUUAGUACCUAUAUUGAAACGUUGCUCACUAAAUAAAUUGAAGGUGUGAUCCAAAUAUUUUUAUGUUAUCCAACUCAACUUCUAAAUGCCAUUGAAAGAAGUCUGUACAUUUAAGCCUGGAAGAAUUCAUUCCCACAUCAGCUCAACAAGUGCUAAAUAUUUAACUCAUGUGAUAUUACAGCUCACAGACACACUUUGUUUUCUAGGAUACAAUGAAGAAAAAGUCAGAUACACAACAAAAAGACGCCCAACAGAUGUAAAUUGGUGUAGGGAAAGGUUUUUAGCAGUGAACAAGAUUUUAGGUGAACAUACACAUGCCUUUCAAAUAGCUUAAUAUUUACUGCAUUUAAGCUGGUUUGGAGGCUAUGAAAUAUAUGCUGUUGAUAAAAUAUUUACUAAUGGCGUUGCCAGUAGGUAUAAACGAAUGUGAUAAAUGUACUGCAGCUGGUUGAGGUUUGUCCAUACAUAUGAAUUGAUGAUGUACAUAUGGGUUUGGGUCCAUAAUAGCAUAAUAUUCUCCACAUUAGAUAAGGAAAUUAUUUAUCAAAGGUAAAGAUGAACAUAUGUUUGUUUGCUUUUUGGGGGUUGUGGGGGGUGGGGGGUGGAGAGGGGAUCUUUUUUUUUUUUGGUCUUUUGUCAGAUGAUAUCCCAGUGAACGCUGUGUCACAUUUUCGCCAGAUAAUUUAUAAUAUCUUACCUGAUGUCACAAGUUUGUCAGAUAGGUUAACAUGUCGCAUUGAGUGUUGUGACACCAGUCACGUGUCCGUCACAUAGUUUAACAUAUCCAAGUGAACUUUGUCACUCUUUUGUCAAAUAGUUCGUCGUAUCCUAAUGUGCUCUGUGACACACUCAUAUGUGUCACGUCACCUUACAUGUCUUACUGAAGAAAGUGACAGGCAAAGGUUGAACUUGAAUAGAAUUUGGUGAUGAUCUGAAAAAUAUUUCACCUCUUUGCUGUGUCUUCUGGAGAAGAUAUGGGUUUUCCCUUGGUGAAGCUAGAAGUAGAUGUACACUGUAAUUACAGAUAUGAUAAGUAUUAAUGCCUCUAUAUUAUAUUAAAAGUGCCAUUGCAUAGGAUGAAGUGCAUAUUUACAAGUGAACAUGGACAUCAAAGAAUUUCUGGAAAUGCAUGUUUUGACUGCCCUGAGCAAAAAAAAAAAAAUUAUAAUUUGACCAAGUACACGGUCAAUAUAUACAAUAUAUAUUGUACUUUAUACUCUACUUGUACAUUAUUUUGGGCUUGAUUUCACAAGCCUGUAUAGAUGAAUGGAUUAUGAGAACGGACAUGUAUGUCAUUAUGGUUGUUGUAAUCAGCUUUGUGUUGAUAGAUUUACAGAACUGGGCUGAGGUAUUUCAAAUGUUGAUUAUGUAUUGUAAACAGUCGGACUGUAUGCACUUAACCAGAGAUUGAAGUGUUGGCUAUUAUGUCAUGUAUUGUUUAAGAAUUUAAAGUAUAAUGGCUGCCUUAAUUUUGAUUAGCAUAUCAGUAAUUUAUAAAGCAGAGUUUUAAAACUAUGUUAAGUUAUGUUUUUCCUAAUUAGAGUAGGUGCGUUCCAUUCGUCGAUCUGACUGCCACUGGUGUUAGAUUUAGUGGCCACGAGAGGACACAGUGUGACGUCCCAGCGUUCCGGAAGUCCCGGAAAUUGUGUCAAGUUGCGUGAGUUAAGACGCUACAGUACACGCCACUGACUCCACCGACCCUGCUGAGCGCAUGAAACGUAGAAUACCGAAUAUGAAAAAAAAUGUCAUUUUCAAGUAUCAUUAAGUUACAAAGAAAAGUUGUAAGAUUGUAUUUUCUCUGUCAGAUUAGAAUUCUAGAAUUCUGAAACUUGUAUCAGCAUCAGGGUUCUUUGUUUGUAAAGCUCACAUAGCCUUAGGUACUCAUGACUAUCUUGGCAAAGCAAUUCCUAUAGCACUGGUUGUUAUGGUUGUUGCGUGGCCAAGGAAUUGCGAGCACUUCACAGAACUUAGCAUUGAUGGCUGUAGGAUUUGUAGGUCUGUUUGCUUGCUUGUAAACCGUGAUGUGUGGUACAUACAUUGUUAAGAGAACACUGGCAUGCAUUGGGGACAAAAUGAUGACAAAUGUAUUGUUUUUACGCAAAAGGUUUCUUGAUUUUACAUCAAAGGUUUCUUGGUUUUACGCCAAAGGUUUCUUGGUGUAAAAUUUGAAUCGCUGACAUGGAGGCACUUGGUAAGGCAGAUUAGGUGUUAAAUACAAGAUGAAAUCUGCGGAAGACCUUCCACAUUGGUUGAAAUAUAUUGGCGCAGAAGAGACAGUGGUAGUGUCAGAUGCUAAGUUGGUGUUGUAUAUGGGGUAUCAUUACUUCGUCUAGUAUUUUACGAGGGUUUUAUGAAAAAAAUGUGUGAAGUAAAGAUCAUUGAUGCAAACUGGAUUCACAUGCGUGGUGAUUCAAUAUUCAGAUCUUUGGUGUUUUAUUACCUACACAACUGGGCAUUGCACUUUCUGACAUCUGUACUUACAAAUUAAUUUAUGAAUCCUGGUACCUAAGAAGACAGCAGUUUAAACGCCAUUUUGUCAGGGUAAAGCAUAUAUUUGUAUGUAAAUACUUCGGUGACAACUUAAGGCAUAUACGUAUAUUUUUGUAGAGUUCCAGACAAUAUUUUUGUAAUUUACAUCAAAUAUUGCACUUUAAAAAAAAAUCAUUAUGUAUAGUAUAAAUAUAUAUAUAUAGGUAAUGUAGCAAGUCAACACUGUUUAUUUGAAGAAGCUUUAAUCUGUAUAUAUGAAGUUCACUGUACAUUGCUUUUGUCCAAUGAGCAUAUAAAUGAAAAAAAAAGAACUGUUAUGGAUUGGGGAAAAAUUAAAUGUGAAAU
This is a messenger RNA of Liolophura sinensis, 4812 nucleotides long. RefSeq names its product glutaminyl-peptide cyclotransferase-like. Gene Ontology annotation, molecular function: zinc ion binding; glutaminyl-peptide cyclotransferase activity. NCBI's taxonomy places the organism in Eukaryota, Metazoa, Mollusca, Polyplacophora, Chitonida, Chitonidae. Bases 122 to 1180 code for a protein of 352 amino acids. The transcript is spliced from 7 exons. The record is from RefSeq and is a predicted model, not a curated record.